Messenger RNA from Lipotes vexillifer (Yangtze River dolphin), 2085 nucleotides. RefSeq names its product solute carrier family 28 member 3 (gene SLC28A3). NCBI's taxonomy places the organism in Eukaryota, Metazoa, Chordata, Mammalia, Artiodactyla, Lipotidae. The record is from RefSeq and is a predicted model, not a curated record. Bases 1 to 2085 code for a protein of 694 amino acids. Gene Ontology annotation, biological process: pyrimidine nucleoside transport; purine nucleoside transmembrane transport. Gene Ontology annotation, molecular function: pyrimidine- and adenosine-specific:sodium symporter activity; purine-specific nucleoside:sodium symporter activity. The transcript is spliced from 18 exons. Gene Ontology annotation, cellular component: plasma membrane.
AUGAGGAGCAAAAACUCUUUGGAGCUGCAGAGGACGGCAGCACUCACAGCCGAGGGCUGCAGCAACACUGGCUUUCAGUAUGAUGACGAGUGCUUUGAAAACCAGAAAACAUCCGGAAAUGACAACUCACUAAGGAGUAGAGUUGUGCAAAACAGAGAGCAAGAAAAUGGCAAACAGGGUGAAGAGCAAGUGACCAUUGAGCAGGAUUCUCCAAGAAAUGAUGAAGAUGAGGAUGACCAAGAGACGCAUCAAAAAGGGUGCCUGGAAAGGAAGUAUGAUACAGUUUAUGAUUUUUGUAGGGAACACCAAACAAUCCUUAAGUCCAUGACCUGGGGCAUUUUAAUAGCAGGUUACCUGGCUCUGGUGAUUGCGGCCUGUGUGCUGAACUUUCACAGAGCCCUUCCUCUUUUCGUGAUCACGGUGGUUGUCAUCUUCUUUGUGAUCUGGGAUCACUUCAUGGCCAAAUAUGACUCUCAAAUCGCUCAGUUCCUCUCUCCUGGCCAAAGGCUUCUGGACAGCCACUGGUUCUGGCUGAAGUGGGCGAUUUGGGGCUGCCUGAUCCUGGGAGUUAUUUUCUGGCUGGUCUUUGACACCGCCAAAUUGGGCCAACAGCAGCUGGUGUCCUUCGGUGGACUCAUAAUGUACAUUACCCUGACAUUUCUAUUUUCCAAGCACCCAACCAAAGUUUACUGGAGGCCUGUCUUUUGGGGUAUUGGGUUACAGUUUCUUCUUGGACUUUUGAUACUAAGGACAGAACCUGGAUUUAUGGCUUUUGAUUGGCUAGGGAAACAAGUUCAGACGUUCCUGGAUUACACUGAUGCCGGCUCCUCAUUUGUCUUUGGUGAGAAAUAUGAAGACCACUUUUUUGCAUUUAAGGUCCUGCCCAUCAUGGUUUUCUUCAGCACUGUGAUGUCCAUGUUGUACUACCUUGGAUUGAUGCAGUGGAUCAUUAAAAAGGUUGGAUGGAUAAUGCUAGUGACUAUGGGAACAUCUCCUGUUGAAUCUGUAGUUGCUUCUGGCAAUAUAUUUGUUGGACAGACAGAGUCUCCACUCCUGGUCCGACCAUAUUUACCAUGCCUCACCAAGUCUGAACUCCACGCGGUCAUGACCGCUGGGUUCUCUACCAUUGCUGGAAGUGUCUUAGGCGCAUACAUUUCUUUUGGGGUUUCGUCCUCUCACUUGUUAACUGCUUCAGUUAUGUCUGCACCUGCGGCGUUGGCUGUUUCUAAACUUUUCUGGCCUGAGACAGAAACACCUAAAAUAACCCUCAAGAAUGCCAUGAAAAUGGAAAAUGGUGAUUCAAAGAAUCUCCUAGAAGCCGCAGCACAGGGGGCAUCCUCAUCCAUUCCCCUGGUGGCAAACAUCGUUGUGAAUUUGAUUGCCUUCCUAGCCAUGUUGUCUUUUAUGAAUUCAGCCCUGUCCUGGUUUGGAAACAUGUUUGACUACCCACAACUGAGUUUCGAGGUAAUAUGCUCCUACAUCUUCAUGCCCUUUUCCUUCAUGAUGGGAGUGGACUGGCAAGACAGCUUUAUGGUUGCCAAACUCAUAGGUUAUAAGACAUUCUUCAAUGAAUUUGUGGCUUAUGAGAAACUCUCAAAAUUGAUCCAUUUAAGGCAAGAGGGUGGACCCAAAUUUGUGGAUGGUGUGCAGCAAUAUAUGUCGAUUCGUGCUGAGGCAAUUGCCACUUAUGCUCUCUGUGGCUUUGCCAAUUUUGGUUCCCUAGGAAUAGUGAUCGGCGGACUCACAUCCAUAGCUCCUUCCAGAAAGCAUGACAUUGCCGCAGGAGGAAUGAGAGCUCUGAUUGCGGGGACCGUCGCCUGCUUCAUGACAGCCUGCGUCGCAGGCAUGCUUACCAGCACUCCUGUGGACAGCAACUGUCAUCACAUUUUGGAGAAUGCCUUCAACUCCAGCUCAGUUAGAAACACAACCGAGGUAGUAUCUUGUUGCCAGAGUCUAUUGAGCAGCACUCUUGUCAACGGUUCCGGUGAGGUCAUCCCAGCAGGAAACCAUAGCCUAUAUUCUUUGAAACACUGCUGCAAUUUGUUGAAUCCACCAACACUAAACUGCAGUUGGAUUCCUGUUUGA